Messenger RNA from Hippocampus comes (tiger tail seahorse), 7774 nucleotides. RefSeq names its product SET domain containing 1B, histone lysine methyltransferase a (gene setd1ba). Bases 1083 to 6446 code for a protein of 1787 amino acids. Gene Ontology annotation, cellular component: Set1C/COMPASS complex. Gene Ontology annotation, molecular function: protein binding; histone H3K4 methyltransferase activity; RNA binding. The transcript is spliced from 18 exons. Lineage: Eukaryota; Metazoa; Chordata; Actinopteri; Syngnathiformes; Syngnathidae. The record is from RefSeq and is a predicted model, not a curated record.
AUGUCCACUGAAUGGAUUGAUAGAAGGACAGGUAGAUGUUUUUAGUUUAGUAAUUCUGUGAAGGAAAUUAAGCAAAAUUCUUAAACCAGUUACUCUAAUUAUUACAGUAAAAUGAUUCAUAUCCAAGCCAAAUAUUGAGUUAGCAUAGACACUAAAAUUAAGGAAAAUCAUUCUCAAGUCACGUAAAUUCAUUCACUCGUGAAUUUAAAAGGCACCAGCUCAAAUCUGUUGUUUUAAAAUCACAUUUGUUUUCUUACAUCAAGGGCUACCAUGUGUAUGUAUUCACAUUACAUUGGCGAUUCUGAUGAGGUUUGGCAGGCAGUGUCAAACAAAACUCUCUGCUUGCCCUAAAACCAACCAAAAGCAAGUAACAUAAUGUUUAAAUUAAACGUAAACACGGCGUCAGGUGACGUUCGCGAUGGGAAAAGACACUACAGUAUUUAUUUGCUGUGAUGCGGCUACCAGCUCGAAUCCCUCUUGUAUUUAAAAUAUAUACUCAUAUUUAGAUUAUUGUUGCUUUAUUAAAAAUAGCCGUUGGAUGUUACUCACAUUUCGGUUGCGAUUCUAACGAGUUUUUAUCGAACGUUUGUCUUGUUUGGUCAAUGCGAGUCGAGGCAGAUUCGUCACAAGCGUGUUGAGACAGUCAACCCGACACGGAAAAAUAUAGAAACAUUUUCAAAAAUAAGUUACGUACACGUGCACCGUAUAUCUUUUUUAACGGGGCGUUCUUAGCCUAUCACGUUAUACGACGCCUUUGUCUUUAUUCCACGAACAGCUGGUAGUUGUCGUGGCGAAAGUGCGCCCGUCGUUUCGACGUGCAGCCAAAGCCUCAGCUAAACUAAGCUAAGCUAAGCGGUGUAUUGUGGGAGAGACAGACAGAAAGAAGCUACCGUACCCUGCCAAAGCUCCACACAGCAGCACAGACACGAGCAGCAGCCACACAAUAUGUGCGGGCUCUCGCUCAAAAAGGAGCCACUUACACCCUUCACCCAGCGAAAUCAUGUAAUGUGAGCGGGGCGAAAAGCGAUUCCCCAUUUAUCUCACCGAUUCAACAAGAAAGAAUCCCUCGAUCGGGGCGAAUCAUGUCCAAGCCGGGGGAGAGAAACAAAUUGUGCGAGGACCAUGGCAGAAAGCAGAGUUCAACGUUGGCCAACGGCACGGACGGUCACCCCGGCUCGGCGGAGAAGCGGAGUCACCACUGGAGAAGUUUCAAGCUGAUCAUCGACCCGGCACUCAAGAAGGGAUCGCACAAGCUGUUUCGCUACGAUGGACAUGCUUUCAACAUGCCCAACCCGGGGAUGCCACCGGUGGACAGCGUCCGAGACCCGAGGAUCGGUCGCCUAUGGACCAAAUACAAAGAAACGGACCUACCGGUGCCCAAGUUUAAGAUCGAUGAGUAUUACAUUGGCCCCGUGCCCCCGAAGGAGGUGACGUUCGCACGUUUGAACGACAACAUACGUGAGGGCUUCCUGACGGACAUGUGCAAGAAGUUUGGUGACAUCGAGGAGGUGGAGAUCCUUUACAACCCCAAGAAUAAGAAGCACCUUGGGAUUGCCAAGGUGGUCUUCGAGAGUGUCAAAGCCGCCAAGGUGGCCGUGCAGAUGCUGCACAACACGUCCGUGAUGGGAAACAUCAUCCAUGUGGAGCUGGACCCCAAAGGUGAAAAUCGCAUUAGGUACUUCCAGCUCCUGAUGAAUGGAAGCUACACGCCGCGGACGCUGCCUGUUGGUGGGGAGGAAGCGAGAGAAGUUUCCCCUCGUAGCCUGGCUGAAGCUUUACUGGCAUGCGAGCCCAUCCGCAGGUUGUCGGAGAGCAACUUGUCGGCUGCGGCAGGCUCGAUCCCGCCGAGCGGCAGCACCUCUACCACACCGCUGUCCCUGGAGACGGGCUACUCCAGCCUGAGGCAGGACACGCCCCAGUCCCAGGGAACGCCACGCCAAGUGGGCACCCCCUUCUCACAAGACUCCAGCUACUCCAGUCGCCAGUCCACCCCCGCGUACCAGUCCGGCACCAGCCGUGUGGAGAGUUCCGGAGGCUACAAGUCGCGGAGACACGAGAGCAAGUUCCAGGAUGCUUACAAUCGCAGACCGGAGAGGCCUCAGUACCGCAGCAAUAUGUACCGCAACACCACAUCUGAGCAAGCGCCCUUUAAGCAGCAUCACCUCACUCCCCCUGAACCUCCACCUACGCCCCCCUCUUUCUCCUAUACGGCACCUCCCCCUGCUACGCCCAACUUCAAGUCUGCUUUCUCGCCCUACCAGACUCCCUUGCCUCCCGCUUUCCCCCCGUCGGAACCAACAUUUCAUCACCCGUCCCAAAGGGAGGGCGAGUGCCAGCGACCCCCUCAGCCGCCUCUGGCCGCACCCACUGACCUUUUGCCUUUGAAGGAUAGACCGGAAACCCCUCCCGCCCCCGAGCCUCCGCCGGAACCGGCACCCCAUCCUAGCACGCCUCCUCCCAAGACGCCCGAACACUGUCCGUCACCCGGCUCGCCCGCCGCUGACCCUGAGCGCAAUAGCCUGGACUCACGUAUUGAGAUGUUGCUCAAGGAGAAAAGGACUAAACUGCCUUUCCUGGCGGAGCGAGACUCGGACACUGAGGUGCGAAUGGAAGGGAGUCCCAUUUCCUCCUCGUCCUCGCAGCUCUCCCCGAUACCGCCGUACCUGGGCGGUGGAGCACCAAACUCCCGACCGUGUAGCACAGGCUUGGAGGACAUCAGUCCCACGCCGCUGCCGGACUCGGACUCGGAUGACGAGCCUAUCCCCGUAACGGCCUCGCUGGUCAAGAAGAACAGCUCUCCCCUCGACCACGAGAGCAACAGCAAAGUCAAUGAGGAACAUUCUCGAGCACACACGGCAACAGAAAAAAUCGAGACGAGUCAUCAUUCGUCCGGAGAAGACAUGGAGAUCUCUGACGACGAGAUGCCUGGCACGCCAAUCGCCGGCGGCGACUGUAGCAAAGGCAUUGUCGUCAACUCCGCCGUGUCCCCCAUCCAAACCCUGGCGCUCCCUCCGCCCGGCUUCUCCCACCUGGCCCACCAGGCUGGGUUCGCCAUGCCCCACCACCACCUUGGCGCCGUGCCGGGGCAUCCGACUCACCUGGCCGCUCAUCCCGCCGUGCACCCGCACCUGCUGCCCCACAUGGCUCACUACGCACCCGGCAUGAUCCCGAUGGUCCAAAUGGAGCUGAUGAACUGUUCGCAGUGGCAACAGUGGAGCACAGUUCCCAUGUCCUUCCAGAUGCAGCAGCAGAUGCUGAGCCGCAUGGCGCAAACGCGUGGCCCUUAUCCUUACCCGCAUUUCUUGGACAGCGCCGCCUCCGGGCAGUUCGCCGCACCGUACCAACAUCUCUCCAUGGGCGGCACACACGCCAGUGGUGCGGGGGCGCCAGGGCAACAGUGGCAACAUCCCAGCAUGCCCAAGUUCAACCCGACGGUUCCCCCUCCUGGAUAUGAGACAAAGAAGGAGGACCCCCACAAAGCCACCGUCGAAGGUGUGCUGCAGGUCAUCGUCAAAGAACUGAAGGCCAUCAUGAAGAGGGACCUUAAUCGCAAAAUGGUGGAAGUGGUGGCUUUUAGGGCCUUUGAUGAGUGGUGGGAGAAGAAGGAACGCUCGGCAAAGGCAUCCUUGACUCCAAUCAAAGGUGCGGAGGGUAAGGAAGAGGAGCGACCUAAACCGAAAGAGACCAUCGGUUCAAGUCUCCUUGAGAACUGGAACAAAGGCGAGGGUCUGGGUUACGAAGGCAUGGGGCUCGGAAUCGGCUUGCGAGGAGCCAUCCGCUUGCCCUCCUUUAAGGUGAAAAGGAAAGACCCACCAGAGGCCAUCACCGCAGGGGAGAACAAACGAGUGCGGCCCUCGACUCCUGUGGAUGACGAGCUGGAAGAUGAAGAGCGCGAUCGGGAUCUGACGGAGCUCCCAUCGGACGACUCCAAAAUGGACGGUGACGGCAUUUCGACCAAGCGGAGACACUCGCGCCCAAUUGACUUAGACAGCGAGGGCGAGGAGGAUGCGGACACAUCGGAGAAGGAGGAGUCGCUGUGCGACCGAGAGGAGGAACCCGACGGGACGGCGCCCACUGAAAGGCUAUCACCGAGCAAAAGUGUUGAUGAGGACGCUGACAGAGAGUCGUCCAGUGAGAGUGCAUCCUCAGAUUCUUCUGACGACGAGUCGGAGAGUUCCGCGUCAUCCAAGAGCAGCUCGGACUCCUCAUCGGCCAGCUCGGAUUCCUCCGAGUACGAGUUGAGCUCGGAAGACGAGGUCUCCGAGGUGGAGAUGGAAGACAACGAUGCGGGCAAAGCACCCAGGACCUCCUCAUCCUCUUCGUCGUCGUCAUCUUCAUCAUCGGAUGAAGAGGGAGAGACGGACUCCAGGCCACCCAGUCCUUCUCCAGUCCCGAUCAGGGAUGUUACGGAAGAGCUGAGCAGCAAACCGAAAUUCAGACCUCCAAGUCCCGAGGAGGCGCUAACGGAGGAAGUGAAGCCACCGUCGCCCAAACUUGUUCCAGCCAAAGAAGACGUCAGCGGCGAUGAAAGCGGCACUGUGAAGUCAGAACCUCGGGAGAACUUGCGGCCGCCCACGCCAACGGGCGCCCUUCCUUCCGACAGCGAUCAGGAGAGCAAAGCCAAAGGUAAAGCGGAGCCCGAGGGAGCGGCCACGAUGUCAGGUGGAUUAGCCCCGCCCCACCUCCAUUCCCAAGGCCUCGCGCCCCCGUCCGCUUCCGCCUCCUUAAUGCACCUCCCUCUCCCGCCUCGCCCCACAGUAGAAGGUCGCUCCAUCCUCCACCCGCCCUCAGAUCCCUCCCAAUGGGCUCGUCAGCCCACGGACGAAGACAUUCCCCGGACGCCUGGCCGAGACUUGGCGGAACGAGCCCGCCUUCUGGGCAAGUCCCAGAGCACGGACACGUUGCCUAACACCCCAGGUAGUGACGCUCCGCUCACGGGGAGCAGCAGCCUGAUGCUCAGCUCUCCGCAUAUUCCCGGUAGCCCUUUCUCUUACCCUGCUCAGUCUCCUGUCCUCAGCGCCGGAGUCCCUCGCACUCCGGGGCGAGACUUAACUUUCACCCCUGUCUUCCCUGACCCCUCCGCACUUAAUCGGAAGGUCUCCUCCGAGAGCCUGGACGAACGUCCCGUGUUUAAGGAGCCCCCCGUCAGCGCCUUACCUAACCAAGCCUCAUUAACAGGUACGGAGCAUCCGGCCAGCCUCUCCGGAGACGUGAGAUCCGAAGAAUCAGACAGCGUCACGUCCAAGCGCAAACCCGCGCGACGCAAAGGGAAAAAGAUUACCCUCCUCUCAGAGUCUUCUGAGCUGUCACCUGACUCGACUCCUUUGCGAGACGUCGAUGCGCGGAAAAUCUCCGCCAAGUCCCCUGAUGGCCCGAGCCCCGACUUUGGGGCAGCGCAACCUCAGACGACUCUGCUGCCCGAAACGGAAGAUGGCUUCCUUUCCUACGAAGAGGAUACGCCCGUGGUCAUAAAGCCGCCGCGGCGGGCGCGGCGAGGUUGGGAGGAGCUUCUGCUGGACAGCCUAUCCCCUGUCACCACGCCGCCUCGAGCUUACUUCUCCAGACGCAGUGACUUUGAGGAGAUGACCAUCUUGUACGACAUUUGGAAUGAGGGCAUCGACGAGGAGGACAUCCGGCUCCUGCAGGUCACCUACGACGAGAUGCUGCAGCAGGACAACGGCAACGACUGGCUCAACGACACGCUUUGGGUUAAUCAUCCGCAAACCAACAUCCCGCGAGUGAAGAAAAAGAGACGAGAUGACGGCAUGAGGGAUCACAUGACCGGCUGUGCCCGAAGCGAAGGUUACUACAAAAUUGACAAGAAGGACAAGAUCAAGUACCUGCUGAGCACGCGGCUGCAGUCGGAGGAGCCACCCGUUGACACUCAGGGGAUGAGUAUUCCUGCGCAAGUGCACGCCUCCACCAGGGCGGGAUCCGAGCGGCGGUCUGAGCAGCGCCGCUUGUUGUCGUCGUUCGCGUGUGACAGCGACCUCCUCAAGUUCAACCAGCUGAAGUUCCGUAAGAAGAAAAUCCGAUUCUGCAAGUCGCACAUCCACGACUGGGGUCUGUUCGCUUUGGAGCCCAUCGCUGCUGACGAGAUGGUCAUUGAGUACGUGGGACAAAAUAUCAGACAGGUGAUCGCGGACAUGCGGGAGAAGCGUUACGAGGAUGAGGGCAUCGGCAGCAGCUACAUGUUCCGCGUGGACCACGACACCAUCAUUGACGCCACCAAGUGCGGAAACUUUGCUCGCUUCAUCAACCACAGCUGCAACCCUAACUGUUACGCGAAGGUGAUCACAGUAGAGUCGCAGAAGAAGAUCGUCAUCUACUCGCGGCAGCCCAUCAACGUCAACGAGGAGAUCACGUACGACUACAAGUUCCCCAUUGAGGAUGAGAAGAUCCCUUGCUUGUGCGGCGCCGAGAACUGCCGGGGGACGCUCAACUGAGCAAAACUGCCAACGUUUGAUGGUUUACGAUUUAUGGUGCUGUUCCAUCCAUUCGACUUGUCCGCUUUUGGGUCCCCCACUCGCCCCGUUGUUUUCUUGGCUUGAUUAAUUACACAAUUUGGAAAAGCUUUGGGGUGAAAUUUCAGGAUUUUAUUUUUUAUUUUUUUAAACACUGAUCAGCGAGAAGGACCCCUGCCAGGGGAAAACAAACGUGACUGGGAUCGGGAUAUCUCUUAACACUCUUUGGGAUCAUUUAAAAAAAAAAAAAAAUCCACCCAAAUUCAACCAGAGUUAUGAUAGUAACAAACAAAUGUGGCCUUUUUAAAAAGGAUGCCCAUUGCGUGUCAUGUCACUGGCAAAAGUUGACACUUUUGGCAUAACAACGGUGUACUCUUCAACAGUAUUUGUCGAAAUGGGCAUAGAGAUCCUGCAGCUUACGAGCGCUAAUACUGCAAAAAAAAAAAACCUCAAACUAUUGUAAUGACCACAAUAAUACAGCAUUUUUCACCAUCUUUUUAUUUUGUAUAGCCCUUGUAGGACUUACAUGUUCACUGCACAAAAAAAGCUAAAGAAACAUCCAAAUAACUUAAAGGCUCAACUUGAAGCUUCUGUACAUCAAUUAAGAAUUAAUUGACUCCUUUCGCAGUAUCGGUGAGCUUCUCAUGUAUUAUUCCGUCAGUGUUCAAACGGUUCCUGCGACAACAACAACAAAAAAAGGAAAAAUAAUUGUUGAAUGCACUUCCGCUUUGCCAGGCAGACACAACUUCUCAUUGGCUCGGUGUCACAAUACUGGAGACUUGCUUUCUGUUUAUAUUGUAAACUUGUACAGAAAAUCUGCAACCUUUUUUUAUACUUCGUCACGGGGUCUCACUUUUAAGAUGUUUUCUAGAAAAUAAGACUGCCUAUUGAAAAAAAAAGUAUUUUCAGGGAUCUGUAAAUGGAAUGACAAGUUGUUUAUUUCAAGAAGAAAAAAACAAAAAAAAGAAGGUCCACUGUGUACAGGAAGUCACCUUCCAUCGCCCCCUUUUUGGAAAGAUUGUUUCUUGUAGAAACGUCUUCAUUCCUCUUGCCUGUCUCAAACAUGUACAUAAGCUAACUGUGAAUAUGAUAUGAAUAUAUAUAUUUUUUUGUUCCCCCAAGGAUUUGCUACACCAUCCGAGCUCCGAGAGCUGUGUAACAUAUGAUGCGAGCGGUGAGCUUGUAGCACCACAUUUCAGCUUGUGUCAAGCUUUGGUUUUCUUUUCUUUGUAUUCAUUUUUGUGUUGUAAAUUCUAUGAAAUGAAAAGUUGUUUUGCGGUGUGGAGAAAGUGAGGAUGAUGAAAAAAAAA